This is a messenger RNA of Ostrea edulis (European flat oyster), 1546 nucleotides long. RefSeq names its product protein yippee-like 5. Lineage: Eukaryota; Metazoa; Mollusca; Bivalvia; Ostreida; Ostreidae. Bases 146 to 508 code for a protein of 120 amino acids. The transcript has 3 exons. The record is from RefSeq and is a predicted model, not a curated record.
GUUUUUAACACGUGACCGCAACGUAGAAUAUUGUAAUGUUUUCAUUUCAGCCAGCUGACACCCUGGGAAACUGACGAUAAAAAAGAAUUUCAAAAUCUUCAUAGUUUUCUAGCUAGACCCGUAAACACAAAUUUUACAAUCAGCCAUGGGAAGAAUCUUUCUGAGACAUAUUGGAGGGACCAGAUUGUUCUCCUGUGCUAGUUGUGACACACCCCUUACUAACAGAGCGGAGUUGAUUUCCACCAGAUUCACAGGUGCCACAGGAAGAGCGUUCCUCUUUAACAAAGUGGUCAACUUGAACUACAGCGAGGUACAGGAUCGGGUCAUGCUGACCGGUCGUCACAUGGUGCGAGACGUCUCCUGCAAGAACUGCGACGCCAAACUUGGCUGGGUGUACGAGUUUGCCACGGAGGACAACCAGAGAUACAAGGAAGGGAGAGUCAUCUUGGAGAGAGCGCUGGUCACAGAGAGCGAGGGCAUAGAGGAGCAUGUCAGCCAUGACAGCUGAAAGAAAAAUAGCCGUACUUGUAACUGUUGCCUUAAAAUGUACAAAGCUGUGUGUAUAUUUUAAUGAUGUAACUUACCAGGGGAUGUCUAGACCCAGGUAGGAGUUAUUUAUGCGAGUGUUGAGACAGUUUGAUGGAUUCUACACUGUGAAGGUGGCCUAUUGUCUAGAAGGAUGAGAUUGCAUAUGGUAUGAACCACACUUUUAAAGUGUAAACUGGUUGUCUUUCUUGUUGGAAAGUUUUGUUUUAAAUCUGGAAUAUUGGUAAAGUUGUAGUUAAUGACUGUUGGUCAAUAAUUGUGUUUGUAUUUCACAAUUACAUAUAGAAAUAUAAGACUGAUAUGUAGCAUUAUUAUUACAAGCUGGGAACCCCUCUUUGGUUGAGAUGCAGAGAGACAACAUAAACACCGAGUUGCAGUGGAGAUCAGAUGCUAGAUCCGCUCACAUGCUUGGUACACUAGUAGUGAAUAUGUUGGUGGAUCUAAGGUCUGAUUCUAACAGGACCUAUAUUAGUUGUUGUGUAUCAUUUCUUAUCAAUUGCAUCUUCUUAAGCUUUCUGGCAAGCUCGGAAAAACAAAUUCACUACAUUUACCAGAUGUGGGACAUUUCUACAAGAUGAAUGCUUCAAAUCACUGAUUGUUAAUUAUUAUCAUACAAUUUGUAAACUUACUUUGGGAAGAUCUCAUCAUUUCCGCAAAUGUUUAUUGUAAAAAAAAAAACCCCAAAAAACAAAAACAGCAAUGCAUAGUUGCAUUUUAAUAUGAUAAAAAUUUUGAGGGUUUUUCAUAAUGCAUUUAAAUGUUGUUUUUCUAUUUCCCAGAAAGGCUCGAGAAGAUUGAUUUCAUGCAUGUUUAUAUAUGUACUCAAAGAAAUACCUGUCCAUUUUUUGCCUUCUAUUUUCUAUCAUGUAGAUUGUUUUAAAGAUGUUUCUUGUAGUUACUUAGGUUUACCUUAGAAUGGUACAGUCUGUAUGCUAAAUUAUGAUUUACGAAUUAUAAACCAAUGUAUAUUGUGACACAGAAUAAAAUUACAAGAAUUCUA